GCCCCAAUCUUCUCUCAUGUCGUCGUCGUGCCUUGUGUUGGGCAUGUCUUCUAGUGCACGCAAGAGAAGGAUCCGUCUUGAAGCUGAGGCCAGUCAGGCCGCCGUACUGGCCAUGGCACGCCGUACUCGAAAAUGGGGUGGGUCGGUUCCAAUGCAUCGUGUCAUUUUGAGGGAUAGGGAAGCAGCGUGGGCCGAGCUUCACAAGCGUUAUUUCGCAGAACAUCCAAUGUUCGAUGAUGCCACAUUCCGGCGCCGGUUUCGGAUGAAGAGAAGCUUAUUCAAUAGGAUAUAUGAGAAGCUUGCCGCUAAGAACGAAUAUUUCCAGCAGAGACCGGAUGGCAUUCGACGCUUGGGUUUUCAUGGCAAGCAUAAGUGCGUCGUGGCUAUGCGAAUGCUUGCCUAUGGCACUAUAGCCGACUCCCUUGAUGAUGGGUAUGCCAUGGCAGAGAGUACCGUGUUGGAAUGUGUUAAGGAGUUUGCUAGCACGGUCAUUGCUGAGUUUGAAGAUGAUUACCUGCGACCACCUAACCGGGCUGAGCUGAAUCGUAUUCUUCCAGAGAAUGAGGCUCGAGGAUUUCCCGGGAUGAUUGGUAGUAUCGAUUGCAUGCAUUGGGAGUGGGGUGCUUGUCCGGUUGGUUGGCAAGGGCAGUAUGUUGGAUGAAAGGGUCGACCGACUGUUGUCCUUGAGGCUAUUGCAACAAAAGACUUGCGUGUGUGGCAUGCAUUUUUCGGAAUGCCGGGUUCAAGCAAUGACCUCAAUGUGUUGGAUCGGUCUCAUGUGUUUGAUGAUCUGUUGAAUGGAAGAACUCACCCUGUAGAAUUCUUUGUGAAUGGAAAUAAGUAUGACAUGGCUUAUUAUCUAGCUGAUAAGAUAUAUCCUGAUUGGGCGACGUUUGUUAAAACUAAGAGUGACCCUAUGAAUCCCAAGGACAGUACAUUUGCUGAAGCUCAAGAAGCUGCAAGAAAGGAUGUGGAGCGCUGUUUCGGUGUUCUCCGGUCCAAGUUUCGGAUUAUUCAGCAAGCAGGCAGACUGUGGAGUCCUCAGGAUAUGAAUACUAUAAUGCGGGCAUGUAUCAUUCUUCACAACAUGGUUAUAGAGUCGGAGAGAGACAUGGAGACAGAUGAGAACGAGUUUCGUGAGGCCAAUGACCCACCAAUGGUCAGGGACAGAACAGUUGCCGAACUCAAUGACUUCAUGGCUGCAUACCAUAAGAUCCAGGACCGGCCUAACUCACACCGCCUGCAACAAGAUCUCAUCGAUCACCAUUGGAGCUUGAAAGGAAAUGAAUUAGGGCCAUAUGCGCGUAGGGCUCGUUAGUAGUGGACAUUCGACAUAUCUGAUCAGUAGUUGAAGUAGUGUGAUUUUGUGUUCAGUGUGUUGCUGUGGUGGCAGAUCACUGUAAUUUCAGAUUACGUACUUGAAGUACCCGUAGUGUGAUUUUGUGUUCAGUGUGUUGCUGUGGUGGCAGAUCACUGUAAUUUCAGAUUACGUACUUGAAGUACCCGUAGGUGAUUUUGUGUUCAGUGUGUUGCUGUGGUGGCAGAUCACUGUAAUUUCAGAUUACGUACUUGAAGUACCCGUAGGUGAUUUUGUGUUCAGUGUGUUGCUGUGGUGGCAGAUCACUGUAAUUUCAGAUUAGGUACUUGAAGUAUUCGUAGGUGAUUGUG
This is a messenger RNA of Panicum hallii, 1668 nucleotides long. RefSeq lists its product as uncharacterized. The coding region runs from base 17 to 661 and encodes 214 amino acids. The transcript has 2 exons. NCBI's taxonomy places the organism in Eukaryota, Viridiplantae, Streptophyta, Magnoliopsida, Poales, Poaceae. The record is from RefSeq and is a predicted model, not a curated record.